Molecule: messenger RNA, 1278 nt
Organism: Camellia sinensis
Lineage: Eukaryota; Viridiplantae; Streptophyta; Magnoliopsida; Ericales; Theaceae
Source: RefSeq, a predicted model, not a curated record
AUGUUGAAUUUAUCUUUUAAUAGGCUACAUGGAGAAGUUCCAAUACAAGGAGUGUUUCAAAAUGGGAGUGCAAUUUCAGUUGUUGGAAAUAAUGAUCUAUGUGGAGGUAUUGCAAAAUUAGACCUUCCUCCUUGUCCAUCCUCCAAAUCAAUCAACAACAAGCUAUCUCACAAGAUGAAAGUGAUCCUACUGGUGGUAGGUCUUGUGAUAUUUUUAUCUUUGUUUGUUAGCUUCUUUAUAUUUCUUCAACGGCGUCAUGUUUCAAAAAAGAAGUCCUCUAGCACGCCAUCAAUCAAACAUCAAUUUUUGAGGGUUUCUUAUGUAGAGCUUCUCAAAGCCACCAAUGGAUUCUCAGAGGCUAAUCUAAUUGGUUUUGGGAGCUAUGCUUCAGUUUACAAAGGGAUUCUUGAUCACGUUCAGAUGGUUGUUGCAGUGAAAGUACUCAAUCUUCAGACCAGAGGAGCUUCUAAGAGCUUCAUAUCAGAAUGCAAGGCACUAAGAGCCAUAAGGCACCGAAAUCUAUUGAAAAUUUUGAGCGUUUGCUCCAGUGUGGAUUUCCAUGGUAACGAAUUCAAAGCUCUGGUAUAUGAAUUUAUGGCCAAUGGAAACUUGGGCAAUUGGUUGCAUCAUGUCGGAGUUAGAGACCAAGGGCAACCAGAAGAACCCAGAAAUCUUAAACUAAUUCAGAGGCUGGACAUUUCCACUGAUAUUGCCUCUGCACUUGACUAUCUUCAUUGUGGUUGUGAGUCGACAAUUAUUCAUGGUGAUCUAAAGCCAAGCAAUGUUCUUUUGGAUGAUGAGAUGACGGCCCAUAUUGGAGAUUUUGGGUUAGCAAAGAUUAUUUCUACCGUUUCAGGUGAUGUGGCACAAGGUCAAAGCAAUUCAGUUGCGAUAAGGGGAACCGUAGGCUAUGUUGCUCCAGAGUACGGCAUGGGUGAAAUGGCUUCCACACUAGGGGAUGUAUAUAGCUUUGGGAUUCUUUUACUGGAGAUAUUUACAGGUAAGAGACCAACUGACACUAUGUUUAAAGAUCAUCUAAAUCUUCAUAACUUCAUUAAGAAUGCUUUGCCUAAUCGGGUGAUGGAGAUUGUGGAUCCUUGCAUUCCAUUGGUGCAUAACACAAGAAGUUGGAUUAAAGACUGCAUGGUUUCCAUUAUGAGAAUUGGGGUUGCAUGUUCAAUGGCAUCACCAACAAAUCGAAUGGAAAUGGCUAGUGUUAUUAGCGAAUUGCAUAAGAUAAAAAAUACAUACAUGAAUGAAGGGUUGAACCAAGACUAG